Molecule: messenger RNA, 2699 nt
Organism: Eptesicus fuscus (big brown bat)
Lineage: Eukaryota; Metazoa; Chordata; Mammalia; Chiroptera; Vespertilionidae
Gene: FARSB
Product: phenylalanyl-tRNA synthetase subunit beta
Exons: 17
Coding region: 7-1776 (589 amino acids)
Biological process (GO): phenylalanyl-tRNA aminoacylation
Cellular component (GO): cytoplasm; phenylalanine-tRNA ligase complex
Molecular function (GO): phenylalanine-tRNA ligase activity; ATP binding; magnesium ion binding
Source: RefSeq, a predicted model, not a curated record
CUCACCAUGCCGACUGUCAGCGUGAAGCGCGAUUUGCUCUUCCAAGCCCUCGGCCGGACCUACACUGACGAAGAAUUUGAUGAACUAUGUUUUGAAUUUGGUCUGGAACUUGAUGAAAUCACUUCUGAGAAGGAAAUUAUAAGUAAGGAACAAGGUAAUGAAAAGGCAGAGGGGGCAUCUGAUGUUAUUCUUUACAAAAUUGACGUCCCCGCCAAUAGAUAUGAUCUCCUAUGUCUGGAGGGAUUGGUUCGAGGACUUCAAGUCUUUAAAGAAAGGAUAAAGGCUCCAGUAUAUAAACGGGUAAUGCCUAAUGGAGAAAUCCAGAAAUUGAUCAUCACAGAAGAGACAGCUAAAAUACGCCCUUUUGCUGUAGCAGCAGUUCUCCGAAAUAUAAAGUUUACUAAAGAUCGCUAUGAUAGCUUCAUUGAACUUCAAGAGAAGUUGCAUCAGAACAUUUGCAGGAAAAGAGCGUUGGUUGCUAUCGGUACCCAUGAUUUGGACACUUUGUCAGGCCCAUUUACUUAUACUGCAAAGCGACCUUCAGAUAUCAAAUUCAAACCUCUAAAUAAGACAAAGGAGUAUACAGCCUGUGAACUGAUGAAUAUAUACAAGACUGACAACCAUCUUAAACAUUACUUACAUAUCAUUGAAAAUAAGCCCCUGUACCCAGUUAUCUAUGAUAGCAAUGGUGUCGUCCUAUCAAUGCCUCCAAUCAUCAAUGGAAACCAUUCCAAAAUAACAGUAAAUACUAGAAAUGUAUUUAUCGAAUGCACAGGAACUGACUUUACUAAGGCAAAAAUAGUUCUUGAUAUUAUUGUCACCAUGUUCAGUGAAUAUUGUGAGAAUCAAUUUACGGUUGAAGCAGCUGAGGUAGUUUUUCCUAAUGGAAAAUCAUAUACCUUUCCAGAACUGGCUUACCGAAAGGAGAUGGUGAGAGCUGAACUAAUUAACAAAAAAGUUGGAAUCAGAGAAACACCAGAAAAUAUUGCUAAGCUUUUGACUAGGAUGUUCUUAAAGUCAGAAGUCAUUGGCGAUGGGAAUCAGAUUGAGAUUGAAAUCCCUCCAACCAGAGCUGACGUUAUGCAUGCAUGUGAUAUUGUAGAAGAUGCAGCUAUUGCCUAUGGAUAUAACAACAUUCAGAUGGCUCUCCCGAAAACAUACACCAUAGCUAAUCAAUUUCCCCUUAACAAGCUCACGGAACUUCUAAGACAUGACAUGGCAGCUGCUGGCUUCACCGAAGCACUGACGUUUGCUCUGUGCUCCCAGGAAGAUAUUGCUGAUAAACUUGGUUUGGAUAUCUCUGCAACAAAUGCAGUCCAUAUAAGUAAUCCUAAAACAGCUGAGUUUCAGGUGGCGCGCACUACCCUUCUUCCUGGCCUCCUAAAGACCAUAGCAGCGAAUCGGAAGAUGCCUCUUCCUCUGAAACUGUUUGAAAUCUCUGACAUUGUAGUAAAAGAUUCUAGCAGAGAUGUAGGUGCAAGAAACUACAGGCACCUUUGUGCUGUUUAUUACAACAAGAAUCCUGGUUUUGAGAUAAUCCACGGGCUACUGGACAGAAUUAUGCAGCUGCUUGAUGUGCCUCCCGGUGAAAAAAAGAGAGGAUAUGUGAUCAAAGCAUCAGAAGGCCCUGCUUUCUUCCCCGGGCGAUGUGCUGAGGUCUUUGCCAGGGGUCAGAGCGUUGGCAAGCUGGGUGUCCUUCAUCCUGAUGUUAUCACCAAAUUUGAGCUGAACAUGCCCUGCUCCGCCCUGGAAAUCAACAUUGAGCCCUUUCUGUGAAGAUGGGUCCCUGUGGUGUGGUUCUCUCCCUGAGUGUCCCUUUCUCCUCCCCUGGUGUCCUUUAGUCAUCCCCACCAGGAAGGUUGAAUAAAGCAGAAAGCACUGUCUACUCUUUGGGUAGAUACCACCCAUUCUCUGCAUCCGGCCACUCGUGCAAACACAAAUGUGGUGUUUGGGUGAAGCUUCAUUGUUUGGUAAAAGCCCGGUGGUGCCAGAGGGUGGGAUCCAUUCUGGAAACCAAAGAUGUUCCUCAGACGUGAGAGCGAGGCUCCAUGGGCAGUAACUGCUGCUGCGGAGCAAGGCCCGUUCUCCCCAGCGAUGAGACAGGAUGGUUGAUUAGAACGCACAUUGAAUGAGUGCGAUGUGGCAGAGGGUGUUGAGUUUUCAUUUUCUACAUUUGACUUGUGUUCUUCCUUGGGGAACGAUAACAGCAUUUUUAGAAAACCUUUGGAAGCAGUGACGACGGUCCAAUAGUAUAACCUCUGAAGUCACUUUAAAGUGAAGCACAAAUAUACACAACACAGAUAUUCAAAAUAUGUGAGCAUCCGUAGGUAUUUUUACUCUGAUACUCAAGAGUUAGAGGACACGCAACACAGACCUGUCUGCUGGCAGAGUUAAAAAGGACAUGUUGAUAUUGUUGCACCAUGAACAUUAGGAAACAGUGAAAAUCAUUAUUGCCCUGGGCCAUACAUUUUACUAUAAUCACUAUUGUAAAAUCAGGGUUUUAAAUACUUAAUUGAGCUACUAGUUUCUGUCUUAUUUUAUAGGGAGGCAUUAGAUCUGUGAAGUUAAGCUUCUGCCAGUUUGCCUUACCUUCCAUUGCAGGAUACUUUAAGAAUCCUGCAGUAGGUACCAUCUAUUGAAAAAAAGCUGGGGCUAUGUGAUACCAUAACCAAUAAAGAAAUUUAAAAAAAAAAAAAAAA